Molecule: messenger RNA, 1320 nt
Organism: Daucus carota subsp. sativus
Lineage: Eukaryota; Viridiplantae; Streptophyta; Magnoliopsida; Apiales; Apiaceae
Exons: 4
Coding region: 195-1217 (340 amino acids)
Source: RefSeq, a predicted model, not a curated record
UAAAAAAAAGAGAACAAUAUAAAAAGGUUAAAGAAAAAAAGCAAGAAAAUAAAAUAGAGAAUGGGGAGUAUCUUUACUUAAAGAAAGCUAAGAACCCUAGCCUCCCCAAAUCAAUCCGAUCGUUUGCUUCGUUUCUCAGGCCAUAAUUGGAUGCCCAAAAUUGUUACUAUUCAUCCUCUGCACACGCUUUUAAAAUGAAACCAAAAGGCAAUGGCUUGCCUAGAGCACAGAUAUCUAAAGGUCUUCAGGCAGAAGGGCCCAAUUGGAUUCUCAUUGCAGGUGGUGCACUUUUAAGUACAUUAUCAAUGCGUUUGGGAUACAAGCUCAAGCAGGUUCUUGACACAAAAGAAGUGCAGAGUAGUAGCAAAGGUUCAAGAGGAAGUACAAAAUCGACAGAGAAGAAAAAACUAGUCAAUUGUCACUUGCAUUCAGAUGCAUACUGUUUGUCGCAAAAUGAUGAUGGUUGCUACACUUAUAUGUCAGCAGGAACCAAAAAUCUGGAGACUAAGCAGCAACGAAACCAGACGCUUAAUGAGCAUGAUAUGGCACUCUCUCCUGUCACUGUUUCUGCCCAUGAAUAUAAUAAGGAAAAUGGUGUGAUUUGGCAGUCUUCUCCUGACCGUCUAGAGCUUCCACAGAAGCCAUUUCAUCAUUCGAACAGCUCUGAUUCUCCCUGUGUCUCGGAUUCUGGUUCUGACAUCUUCAGCAAGCGAGAAGUGAUACAAAAGCUGAGGCAACAGCUGAAGAGAAGGGAUGACAUGAUACUGGAGAUGCAAGAUCAGAUUGCAGAACUGCAGAAUUCUCUUAGCGCACAACUUUCACAUUCUACUCAUGUGCAGUCAUUGCUGGAUGCUGCCAACAGGGAUUUGUUUGAUUCUGAAAGAGAAAUCCAGAGAUUACGAAAGGCAAUUGCAGAUCAUUGUGUAGGGCAAGUAAGUGCCUAUGACAAGCCUCCAACAGUUAAUGUAUGGCCUACGGAAGGGAGAAAUGGACAUGCAAGUGGGUAUGUAGAUGUUGAGAGCAAUUGGGACUCCUCAGAGAAGGGAAGGGAUGGAGAUAAGAUUGAGUUGCUGAGGAAGGAAGUAUGUGACUUGAAGGAGGUUAUUGAGGGCAAGGACUACCUUCUACUAAGCUUCAAGGAGCAGAAGACAGAGCUCUCAAUGAAGAUCAAGGAAUUGCAGCAGAGAUUAGAUUCCCAGCUGCCAAAUAUUUUGUAGAAAAGUCUUAGUUGUGCAUGUAUACAUGGUUGUUUUUCUCUUCGCUUCCUCUUUGAUGUCAAAUUCCAUUUUUUUCCGAAAAGCUUCAUUUGAUUUUAUGGCA